This is a messenger RNA of Phanerochaete carnosa HHB-10118-sp, 306 nucleotides long. RefSeq lists its product as uncharacterized. Bases 1 to 306 code for a protein of 101 amino acids. NCBI's taxonomy places the organism in Eukaryota, Fungi, Basidiomycota, Agaricomycetes, Polyporales, Phanerochaetaceae. The record is from RefSeq and is a predicted model, not a curated record. The transcript is spliced from 4 exons.
AUGAAAUCUCCGCCGACCUCAACGUCUCCACGUGAGUAUCAGCUUGCGCUCGUCAACCCCCAGAUUGAUGCCGGCUGCGACAAUCUCGGUGAGGGCGAGCCGCUCUGCCUGGGUAUCACGGGCCAAGACUGCACGAUGACCUAUGUCAUCCAGACCGGCGACAAUUGCGACCUGAUUACGACCAACGAGAAUGUCGCCCGCAGCACCCUGCUGGCCAACAACCCGAACGUCAACAGCGAUUGCAGCAACAUCUAUCCCGGAGAGGUCUUGUGCACUGCUAACACUGUUGUUCCCUACACGUCUUGA